Drosophila ficusphila is the source of this 669-nucleotide messenger RNA. RefSeq names its product mitochondrial fission 1 protein (gene Fis1). Gene Ontology annotation, molecular function: protein binding. The record is from RefSeq and is a predicted model, not a curated record. Lineage: Eukaryota; Metazoa; Arthropoda; Insecta; Diptera; Drosophilidae. Gene Ontology annotation, biological process: mitochondrial fragmentation involved in apoptotic process; autophagy of mitochondrion; peroxisome fission. The transcript has 6 exons. Gene Ontology annotation, cellular component: peroxisomal membrane; mitochondrial outer membrane.
CAAAUUUAAUUGACAAGAUAACGUUGUGCCUAAGAAGUUAAAGAAAUGGAUGAAUUUUUAAACGACGUAGUUCCUCAAGAAGAUUUAGAGGUAACGAAGGUUUGAAAAAAAUAUCACCACGAACUAGAAUUGGAUGGAGAAGUUACCACAGAGACAAAGUUUGAGUACGCAUUCUGUCUGGUUCGUAGUCGCUAUACAAACGACAUUAGAAAGGGAAUCAUGAUACUGGAAGAAUUGGCCCGAACGCAUCCAGAUGGAAAGCGGGAUUAUAUUUAUUACCUUGCAUUUGGAAAUGCUCGUAUUAAAGAGUACACAUCCGGUUUAAAAUAUUGCAAGGCGUUUUUGGAUAUAGAAUCCAAUGAUCAAGUGCGCGCUCUUGAGGAAUACAUUAAAAAACAAAGUGAUAAGGAAGUGGCGAAAGGCAUGGCCGUCGCCGGCGGAGCAGCGCUUGUACUUGGCGGAAUAUUGGGACUAGGCAUUGCUAUGGCUAGAAAUAAACAAAAAAGGGAAAAAUAGUAUGUUAAUACUUUUACGGAAACCUAUUCCCUCCCGUAAGGAGCACAUGUAGCGGUUCUCGUGCUUAAAAUAUUGUUCUUAAAUAUCCGUUUUAUUUCUAUUAUUAAGGUUAAACGUGUUAAAUAAAUAAAUAUUCAAAACGUUACAAACAGA